UCUUUGGACCACCAGCCCCUAGUUCUCACUUGUAAGAUCGAUCCCGCAGCUACCUGGCCUGGCAGGCCCGGGACUACAGAAUGGAGGCCGGGCUGCUGUGGUUCUGCAACUGGAGCACGCUGGGCGUGUGCGCCGCUCUCAAGCUGCCGCAGAUCUACGCGCAGCUGGCGGCACGCAGCGCGCGGGGCAUCAGCCUCCCUAGUUUACUUUUGGAGCUGGCGGGGUUCCUGGUCUUCCUUCGUUACCAGUGUUACUACGGGAACCCAUUGCUCACCUACCUGGAAUACCCCAUUCUCAUUGCACAAGACAUUGUCCUCCUGCUCUUCGUCUUUCAUUUCAAUGGGAACGUGAAGCAAGCCUUGCCCUACAUGGCUGUAUUUGUGUCUUCUUGGUUCGUCCUCAGCCUGCAGAAAUGGAUCAUCGACUUGGCCAUGAACUUAUGCACAGUCAUCAGUGCAGCCAGUAAAUUUGCCCAGCUGCAGUAUUUGUGGAAGGCACAGGACUCUGGAGCUGUGAGCGCACUAACCUGGGGCCUCUCUGUGUACACCUGUGCAACAAGAAUAAUAACAACUUUAAUGACCACCAAUGAUUUGCCAAUUCUUAUCCGUUUUGUGAUCAUGUUGGCUUUAAAUAUAUGGGUAACAGCAACAGUACUUCACUACCGGAAGCCUGUCACCAAGGCUGAAUGACAGCCUUUCUACACACAGCGACUUCAAAUGACUAAACCAGGGGAUGCACCAUUGCUUUGUGUUCCUACACUUAAAAUCUUUUACUAGUCAACGAUGUUCAGAAACCUUAAAUCAUGCUUGUAAAAAGCCACUUAGCUGGAUAUGGAAGUGCAAACCUACAAUCCCAGCACUUUGGAGUCUGAGGUAGCCUGGGCUACACAGCAGACUCAGAGAAGAAAGACAAGGAGGGAGAGGAGAGUCACUAUUUAAAAUGCCAACUUCCUUUCCCCCACUCUUUAGGCUGUGGGAGGGCUUAGACAUUGAGUUUUUGUGUGUGUUUUUCUGUCCCACUAAAGUCUCGCUACAUAGCCCAAGCUAUCAAUGGGCAUGCUGGACUAGAGCGCAAUGAUGAAAGCUACCCAAGGCCAUCUUGACUCUUAAAAGUCAUGAUUAAGCUCUCGCUGAAGAGCCAGCCACAUCUACACUGCGGCUUUCAGAACCUUGGAACAGUUUUCCCACCAGGAGUGAGGUGUGCCCAGUCAGAAGUGGAACUGUUUGUACCUGGGCAGUUUAACUCUUCCAUCAACAAGAGCUUGGCCUUGUAUGUCAUAAUGCGGCAUGCCAUCCCCUCAAGCCAAGCAAUGCUACUGCACUGUGCACAGAUGCAACUGCUUAGUGUAUUAACCUCACAGUGUGCCUCAACGGGUUCUUAAACAGAGCCCGAUCUGUUUAGAUGACGAAAUCCCAAUGGUCUUCCCGGAUUAAGCACAAUGCUGCCAUGUUUUAAGGGCUAUACUUCAGUUACCACUGCUGGAAUUUAAUAUAGGUUUUAACUACUAGAAGGUAUACAGUAAGGAAUAUUGCUAAGUCCUACGCAAUUCUUACUAUAUAUCUUACCAAUAUCUUACUAACGUAACAUAUCUUAAACAUUGUUGGUUACAGUACUUCCUCUGAUGUUUUAUAAACCCAACAUUUAAAAACUUACUUUCUUCUUCUAUGUGAAUGUCAUUAUCAUGGUAUAUUUCAAGUAAGUAAAUGAUGUUUACUGGAAAAUGUUUAGUUUCCUAUGUAAAAUAAACUUUCA
Messenger RNA from Psammomys obesus (fat sand rat), 1752 nucleotides. RefSeq names its product solute carrier family 66 member 3 (gene Slc66a3). The transcript is spliced from 7 exons. The record is from RefSeq and is a predicted model, not a curated record. NCBI's taxonomy places the organism in Eukaryota, Metazoa, Chordata, Mammalia, Rodentia, Muridae. The coding region runs from base 81 to 689 and encodes 202 amino acids.